Symbiodinium sp. CCMP2456 is the source of this 915-nucleotide messenger RNA. The record is from the annotation of a GenBank genome assembly. Lineage: Eukaryota; Dinophyceae; Suessiales; Symbiodiniaceae.
AUGGACGACUUGCUGCAGCAGCUGCAGCACAAGAUCAACCGGACGCACCCAAUCUGUGUUCCGUCCGUGAACGACAAGGAGACGGGCAGUCGUUUGUGUCACUGGUCGCCGCUUGCCGAUGCACUGGGCAGCAAUGAUCCCAAAUCCGGUGGCGAGUGGUGGGCCAUUCUUGACAAGCUAGCAGCAGAGGACCCCGGCUGUGGUGCUGCCAUCGGCUGUCUGGUCGGCCUUGCGCUGGGCGACGCGUGCGGCGCACCGUUAGAGUUCUGCGCUGUUGAUUCCCGGCUCCCAGAUCUGCCGGCGGGGGAUUUUUCGGAUUUGAGAAGGCCUUGCUUAAGUGGACAGCUGGACGACACGGGUCAGCUGGUCUACCAGAACGCGAGGAAUAAGUUUGAUUUGAAGCUAGGUCAGUGGACAGACGAUGCCAGUAUGGCCUUGUGUCUCGCAGAUUCCCUACUAGUGCGGGGAAGAUACGAUGGAGGCGAUGUGCGAGUUAGAUGGCACAUGUGGUGGUUUCACGGAUAUUGCAAUGCCUUCCGCUACGAUGCCGAGCGCCGCAAGGGCCGAGGUUCAGUGGGGCUGGGUGGCAACGUCGCGAAGUCGCUGCAAGAAAUUGAGCGCUCCGUGCAGAUCGCUCAAUCUUCCGGCCGAUUGCAGAAGAAUGCCAGUCAUGCAAGCGUCGUGCCGCCAAUCUACCAGUCUUCUUCGAACGACUCCGGGAAUGGCAAAACUAGGCUGCAGACGCCGUCCUCUCAUUUCUUGUUGCGGCUGCCCUGCACGUGCACCGGAAUUAACGAAGUGGCCAGCUUGAUGAGCGCUGCGUCGAGUGCUUUCGCCGCCUUCUUGGAGCAGCAGCUGCGUGAGCUGCACCACCAGAUCGUGGAGAAGCAUGAGGAGCUGGUGGCCGCACUCCUG